UACGGUCCCAGUGACCCCCCUCCCGUGUCCGCUGAACGAUAACGAGAGAGACCCAACCCAGAGAAACUAAAACUUAGUAACCUAACUUGCUCUACAGAAGAGACCGAACAUCUCAGGAUGACAGCAGCGCGUGGUCCUCAGUCCUCCUAUAAGAAGUAUUUUGGUGGGGAAAGGAACAUGAGCCACUCGUCCUCCUACCCCUCCAGCCGACAGCUGUACUCCAACCCGGUGGCGGUGCGCUCCUCUCGGGUCUCUUUCGGCCUGUCCUCCGCCGCUCCGGGGGUCUACGCAACCAGGACCCAGCGGCUCCGCAGCAGCGCCCCGAUGCCCCGGCUGUCCUCCGAAACCCUGAACUUCUCUCUGUCCGACGCCGUGAACUCCGAGUUCAAGACCAACCGGACCAACGAGAAGGCUCAGAUGCAGUCGCUCAACGACCGCUUCGCGAGCUAUAUCGAGAAGGUCCGGUUCCUCGAGCAGCAGAAUAAGAUCCUGCAGGCAGAGCUCGAACAGCUACGAGGGAAGGGCACGUCCCGAUCCCGCAUCGGGGACCUGUACGAGGACGAGAUGCGCGAGCUGCGGCGACAGGUGGACCAGCUGACGAACGAGAAGGCGCGAGUGGAAGUGCACCGGGACAACCUGUCUGAUGAUAUAGACCGGCUCAGAGAGAAACUGCAGGAGGAGAUGAUGCAGCGCGAGGAAUCUGAGAGUACCAUGCAGAGCUUCAGAGGGGAUGUGGACAACGCAGCUCUGUCUCGUCUGGACCUGGAGAGGAAGGUGGAGUCGCUUCAGGAGGAGAUCAACUUCCUGAAGAAACUACACGAUGAGGAGCUGUUGGAGCUGCAGUCUCAGGUGCAGGUGUCGCAGCAGGUGCAGAUGGACAUUGAUGUGGUGAAGCCAGACCUGACGGGCGCUCUCAGGGACGUCCGCUCUCAGUACGAGAACCUGGCCUCCAAGAACAUGCAGGAGUCAGACGACUGGUACAAGUCUAAGUUUGCUGACCUGACUGAUUCUGCAGCCCGUAACAACGAGUCUCUACGGAUUGCUAAGCAGGAGGCUAAUGACUACAGACGCCAGGUGCAGGCACUCACCUGUGAGAUCGAUGCCCUGAAGGGAAGCAAUGAGUCUAUGGAGCGGCAGAUGAGGGAGAUGGAGGAGAACUUCAGUAUGGAGUCGUCUGGUUACCAGGACAACGUCAGUGGUCUGGAGGAGGACAUUAGGAACAUGAAGGAUGAGAUGGCCAGACACCUCAGAGAAUACCAGGAUCUCCUCAAUGUCAAGAUGGCCCUGGACAUAGAGAUAGCUACCUACAGGAAACUACUGGAGGGAGAGGAGAGCAGAAUCACCUCUCCAUUGCCAAACCUCUCCUCCUUAAACCUGAGAGAAACCAUGAUGGAUUCCAGACCCAUGGUUGAAACCACAAUGUCCAAAAAGGUUCUGAUAAAGACGAUCGAGACCAGAGAUGGACAGGUGAUCAAUGAGUCCAUGAACCAUGACGACCCCAUCGAUGUCUUCAACUAGAGACCAGCCAUCUACAACACAGAAAAACAUAGAUGAUAUUUGUAUCUAUAUUCUAUUUCUAUAACCCGCAGCCAUAAACAAUAUCUCUGUCUGUUAUAUAUCUGGAUUAUGUUUCUGGACCAUUCCCCCAGACAGGACUACCUACCCACGGUAAACAACCAGACAGGACUACCUACCCACAGUAAACAACCAGACAGGACCACCUACCCACGGUAAACACCCAGACAGGACCACCUACCCACGGUAAACACCCUGACAGGACAGCUACCCACAGUAAACACCCUGACAGGACCACCUACCCACAGUAAACACCCUGACAGGACCACCUACCCACAGUAAACACCCUGACAGGACCACCUACCCACAGUAAACACCCAGACAGGACCACCUACCCACAGUAAACACCCAGACAGGACCACCUACCCACAGUAAACACCCAGACAGGACCACCUACCCACAGUAAACACCCUGACAGGACCACCUACCCACAGUAAACACCCUGACAGGACCACCUACCCACAGUAAACACCCUGACAGGACCACCUACCCACAGUAAACACCCUGACAGGACCACCUACCCACAGUAAACACCCUGACAGGACACCUACCCACAGUAAACACCCUGACAGGACCACCUACCCACAGUAAACACCCAUCCAAACCUGCUUCAAGUGUCUUGUUACUGUGUGAGCCUGCUAGAAUAUUCCACCUGUUGUGAGCUAGACGUUAGGGCUGAGACUGUUAUCCUAGGACAUGUUUACACUACUUCUAGGUGGUGGACAGGGAGAGAAGAGAGCGAGGGAAUGGAGAGACUCUAGAGUCGACAGAAACAUUACAUUUGUCGUCACAGCAAUAUUUUGUUAACUCUGUAAAAACCAGUCAAUGUUACCAGAUACAAUAUAAUUAUUUGUCUGAAUGAACCAGCUGGCCUGUUCUUCGCGGCCUGUCCUUCACGACCGGUCCUACAUCUGUCAGUCUAGCGGAAGAGCAACACAUGAAACACUGUUCAUCUAAAGAACAAUAAAACUGGUAGACAGACA
Messenger RNA from Oncorhynchus gorbuscha (pink salmon), 2558 nucleotides. Its product is annotated as vimentin A2-like. The transcript is spliced from 9 exons. Gene Ontology annotation, biological process: intermediate filament organization. NCBI's taxonomy places the organism in Eukaryota, Metazoa, Chordata, Actinopteri, Salmoniformes, Salmonidae. Gene Ontology annotation, molecular function: structural constituent of cytoskeleton. Gene Ontology annotation, cellular component: axon; cytoplasm; plasma membrane. The coding region runs from base 118 to 1518 and encodes 466 amino acids. The record is from RefSeq and is a predicted model, not a curated record.